UUCCUUUUGACACGCUCCUCCCCAAACCGUUUUGGUUCGCCACGUCAUAAAACGCAGCCAGCCUCCAACUCCAACUCCAACUCCAACCCCGAAUCCAUUCCAUUCCAUUUUCCAUUCCCAACACAACCUCCCCCACCCGAGUUCCCCACCACCUCCCCCCGGCGAUCUCUCCUGACCUGACCAUGGCCGGCUACCCGCCUCCCGGCUCCGGCUACCCCUACGGCCCGGGCGGCGGGGGUGGGGGCUACGGCGCCCCGCCUCCCUACGGCUCGUCGCCCGCGCCCUCGGCCCCGCCCUACGGCGAGACGAAGCCGCCCAAGGAAGGCAAGACCUCCUCCUCCUCCUCCUCCGGCGGCUCCGCGCCCCCCUACUACGGCGGCGCGCCACCCCCUUCCCAUCCCUCCUACGGCGGCGGGGGCGGCUACGGCGCGCCACCCCCGCAGUACGGCGCGCCACCGCCCCAGCAGUACGGGGCGCCGCCGCCCCAGUCCUACGGGGGCGGCCCGCCUGCGCCGUACGGGGGCGGAGGGUACGGAGGCAGCCCGUUCGCGUCGCUGGUGCCCUCGGCGUUCCCGCCGGGGACCGACCCCAACGUGGUCGCCUGCUUCCAGGCCGCCGACCGCGACGGCAGCGGCAUGAUCGAUGACAAGGAGCUGCAGUCUGCGCUGUCCGGGUAUAACCAGAGCUUCAGCCUCCGCACUGUUCAUCUACUCAUGUACCUCUUCACCAACACCAACGUCCGCAAGAUCGGACCCAAGGAAUUCACUUCUGUGUUUUACAGUCUUCAGAACUGGAGAGCAAUAUUUGAGAGGUUUGAUCGUGAUCGAAGUGGCAGGAUUGACACAUCAGAACUGCGUGAUGCUCUUCUCAGUCUGGGAUAUUCUGUCUCUCCAACCGUCCUAGAUCUGCUUGUGUCUAAAUUUGACAAGACUGGGGGCAAGAGCAAAGCAAUUGAAUAUGAUAACUUCAUCGAAUGCUGCCUCACUGUUAAGGGACUGACUGAGAAGUUCAAGGAGAAGGACACUGCAUACUCUGGGUCAGCGACUUUUACCUACGAGGCCUUCAUGCUGACCGUGCUCCCUUUCCUCAUCGCGUAGUGGCAGUUUACUCCACAGCUCAAAACAAGCUUUAUAAGCCUUUUUAAGUACUAUAUGUAAUACUAUGCCUGCUGUACAAAGAUGGUUAUGUUCGCAGAGUUGUUUUUCGAUGAGUUUCAGUUCUGGAUUUAACUUCUGUUGCGAGUCAUAAAGUUACUCUGAAAUGGAGAAGGUACUUGUUGGUUGAACAGAUGCCUUAUGGUUGUGGCCUGAGGGUGGGUCAGAAAUUGCUGCAUUGUGGGCUAUCAGUUUGUUCAAUAAGAACUACUCCCUCUA
Molecule: messenger RNA, 1373 nt
Organism: Sorghum bicolor (sorghum)
Lineage: Eukaryota; Viridiplantae; Streptophyta; Magnoliopsida; Poales; Poaceae
Product: probable calcium-binding protein CML49
Exons: 5
Coding region: 183-1097 (304 amino acids)
Molecular function (GO): calcium ion binding
Source: RefSeq, a predicted model, not a curated record